Anopheles marshallii is the source of this 2694-nucleotide messenger RNA. RefSeq names its product centrosomal protein of 120 kDa-like. Gene Ontology annotation, cellular component: centrosome; centriole. The transcript has 2 exons. NCBI's taxonomy places the organism in Eukaryota, Metazoa, Arthropoda, Insecta, Diptera, Culicidae. Gene Ontology annotation, biological process: positive regulation of centriole elongation; interkinetic nuclear migration; centrosome cycle. Bases 1 to 2694 code for a protein of 897 amino acids. The record is from RefSeq and is a predicted model, not a curated record.
AUGGAACAACCUGAUACGCUACAUCCAUUAGAUGACCAACCGGAGUUGGUCAUUUUCCUGCAAAUCUUAAAUGGCAUACACUUUCAACAGGAAAAGCUGGGAAGAAAGAUAGCGUUAGUCGCAUCUUUAAAUAGCCAAGUGUUCGAAGCGGUCAGUCGACGGCCGGUUACCCCUGGAUCGGGAACCGCGUCAUUCAACGCCAAACUGGUGUGGCAGUGCGAUCGCUAUUCUCUUAAGCUAAUGAAAACGAAGAACUCUCCCAUCAAGUUGGAUUGCUUUGAAAUACAGCCGACAGGAGCUCGGUGUCUCAUAGGAAGUGUCGUCAUUCCAUUGCGCUCGGUUCCAGUCGUAACGCUGGCACGGGUCAAGUCGCUGCAAUCUCGAUGGUACAGACUAAUUGGAAUCGAACAUGAACGGUGGCGUCGUAUGAAGCCGGAAAUCAAUUUAUUGGUCAUGGUGACGACAUGCCAAUAUAUGAACCAAUGCACCAUACGUGACGAUGUUUCCACACCGGAGAUAAGCGGCGAUGAAGAAUCGAAGAUCAGUGCACCAAACCCUACAAGGUUUCCAAGCAACGUACAACUGUUGGAAGGUCGCGGCUUGCUGCAAGUAGGUUGCUACGAUAAAGCAGCUGAUCUUUUCGUAUUCGAAAUCGAACUUAAAUGUGCGCAACAUUUGGAGCAGCUUUGUCCCGGUAACGAUUCCUUUUGUCUUCUCUACGAACUGUUUGGUGAGCAUCACGUAUCUACGGCUGAGCGGGUUAAACCUGGUUCCGCGGUGUUUAACAUUAAGGCGAAAAUUAGAAUCAAUCUGCGUACCUCGCUUGAAGCGUUAGCAGACUACUUUGAAAGCGGAUUCAAGAUUCUGAUUUCGGUGCUGUUGGACCGUGGUCAAACACCAAACAAUCCGGAUAGGAUCAAGACCGGAAAAACCAUCGGAAAAGCGACCGUUGAUUUCGUUGGUUUCCUGAAGAGCAAACAUCUGGAAGACUUUAAGGCAGUUUAUGCUGCCAAUAACAACACAUUGCACAUGGUUCGGAACGUACCGUUUUUUGCCGCCCACUCGAAUUAUCAAAUGGAAGAUAAGCUACAGGAAAAACAGAUAAUACCAUCCUUGAAGUACAAAUUGUCGUUGCGAUACUUAGGCAAUGAUCGCCCUAUUUUAAAAGAUGCAAUAGAAACGCAGACCGACGCCACUGGAACAGAGAAUUUAACUCCACAGUUUGAAGAAAAACAGCAUACUGUUGAACAAAACGCAUCCAAGCCAGAAUCUAGCAAGGAAACUGCAAUGAAACAAGUAUCGAAUGAAGCGGUACCUUCAGCAGCGGUUUGUCAACCCUCAACGCCACAAUCCCCUCGUGAAAAAUGUGUAGAAGAACAGAAAAAAGUGAAUAUUGAUGCUAUUCUUAUGACAUCCGAGCAAGAUUUGCGCGAUAUUAGACGCACCUUUGCCUUUCUAGUACGUGUCGGCAUGGUAAAAUUCACCUCCUCGCCAUCACCCGGCCUGUGGCAGUUGGCUUUGCAACACCCGAAAGCGGACACGCCGUUCACGAAAAUUACGCUAGAGUUACUGCCCGAUGUUGCUGUGCAUGAGGAUCGCAUCGAGUUUGGAGAUGUCACGCUAGAGCUGCUGUUUUCGGCACUUCCCGACCGAGUGGUGGAUACAAUCAGCAGUGAACCUUCCAAGCUGACACUGAACGGUCCUCACGGUUCAUACGCCUUGGGGCGGCUGGACAAUGAAAGUUUGCUUGUUGGAUCCCGGGAACGGCAACCGGCCGGUGUUUUGGUGAUGGUUAACGAGGGUGGAGAAAAUGUGGCCAUCGCUUCGGUUAGUUGCGAUUUAAAAGAGGUCGGUUUAAACUACAACUGCCAGCUUGCGGUCAUACAGGAAAAGGUAGACGGUUGCCUGAAUGCAGGACCAUCACUUCACGGCACGCAACUGAAAGGAUUUGAUGAAACGAUCGCAUAUAAGCUGCUGGAAGAACAAAAGGCUUGGAUGCAAGAGCAGCGUGAGCAGUUUAGCGAACAAUUGCGUGAGAAGGAACACAAGCAUUUGCAAGCGCUGGCACAAAGUUGGAAGGAACAGCAAACGGUGACUGAAAAACGGCUUGCAGAGCGUUUAGCGCAUGUGGAUGCCCUGGCUGCCGCCCUAGAGGAGUCACAUCGGAAGACCGAAUCGAAUGUCCCACAAGAUACGUUGCGCGUGAAACAAAUGGAACAACAGUUUCGCGCACAAUUAGAAGAGAUUCGCGCCAAGGCGAUUAGGCUCGAGCAGGAAGCGGAAACGCAGAUCGAAACAACACGUCGGCAGGGUAAAGAAUUGCAGCAACAACAGAUACAGCUGAGCGCGGAUCAGCAAUAUUUGGUCGACAGCAACCGGGCAUUACGAAUUGAACUGGAGCAGGAGCGUGCCAGAUGUGUUCAGCUGCAACAGCAGCUCGAAGAGUUGACCGUAUCGAAACAACAGUACAAGGAGCAAUGGGCCAAGCAAACUCGCAAAGUGCAUCAGCUGCAACAGGAGGUUAGUAUGGCUCGUACACCAUACUUUCAACCAUCCGCAAAGGAUAGUCGAAUUUCCAGACGAAAAAAUGCAACCGGUUCAGUGUGUCAAAUGUCUAUGGCAGGGAGCAGUGCCCAUCAGGGUGCCGGAGAUGGUUGUAGCAUCUGCAACUGCCCGAAGGAUUCAGACGACUAA